UUCCAUUUAUGUCGACAUCAUCGCUUUGUCUCUUAUUUCCUGAUUUCUUAUCCUCCAGCAAGUGCAACUGUUAGAAUUCUCCAAGUCAGAAGAUCUGACCCUGAAAAGCACCCUAAGUUUGUUCUGCUAUGGGGUCGUUCAAUGUCACUCACCCUGCAUUCUUCCUCCUGACUGGUAUCCCUGGUCUGGAGAGCUCUCACUCCUGGCUGGUGGGGCCCCUCUGUGUGAUGUACGCUGUGGCCCUUGGGGGAAAUACAGUGAUCCUGCAGGCUGUGCGAGUGCAGCCCAGCCUCCAUGAGCCCAUGUACUACUUCCUAUCCAUGUUGUCCUUCAGUGAUGUGGCUAUAUCUAUGGCCACACUGCCCACUGUACUACGAACCUUCUGCCUCAAUGCCCGCAACAUCGCUUUUGAUGCCUGUCUAAUUCAGAUGUUUCUUAUUCACUUCUUCUCCAUGAUGGAAUCAGGUAUUCUGCUGGCCAUGAGUUUUGACCGCUAUGUGGCCAUUUGUGACCCCUUGCACUAUGCCACUGUGCUCACCACUGAAGUCAUUGCUGCAAUGGGUUUAGGUGCAGCUGCUCGAAGCUUCAUCACCCUCUUCCCUCUUCCCUUUCUUAUUAAGAGGCUGCCUAUCUGCAGAUCCAAUGUUCUUUCUCACUCCUACUGCCUGCACCCAGACGUGAUGAGGCUUGCCUGUGCUGAUAUCACUAUCAACAGCAUCUAUGGACUCUUUGUUCUUGUAUCCACCUUUGGCAUGGACCUGUUUUUUAUCUUCCUCUCCUAUGUGCUCAUUCUGCAUUCUGUCAUGGCCAUUGCUUCCCGUGAGGAAUCUCUCAAAGCUCUCAACACAUGUGUGUCACAUAUCCUGGCUGUACUUGCGUUUUAUGUGCCAAUGACUGGGGUCUCCACAGUGCACCACUUUGGGAAGCAUGUCCCACACUACAUACAUGUCCUCAUGUCAAAUGUGUACCUAUUUGUGCCUCCCGUGAUCAACCCUCUCAUUUAUAGUGCCAAGACAAAGGAAAUCCGCCAAGCCAUUGUCCACAUGUUUCGCCACAUCAAAAUAUGACUUUCACACUUGGCUUUAGAAUCUGUUGUUUAUUUCGGCCAUAGGUUCUCAUCAGUAGCAUCAUCAUCAUCAUCAUCAAAGUAUAAGAUAGAUUAUGUGCUGUGGGGAAAGUAGGCCA
Messenger RNA from Cercocebus atys (sooty mangabey), 1185 nucleotides. RefSeq names its product olfactory receptor 51I2. The transcript has a single exon. Bases 129 to 1067 code for a protein of 312 amino acids. NCBI's taxonomy places the organism in Eukaryota, Metazoa, Chordata, Mammalia, Primates, Cercopithecidae. Gene Ontology annotation, molecular function: olfactory receptor activity; G protein-coupled receptor activity. Gene Ontology annotation, biological process: G protein-coupled receptor signaling pathway. The record is from RefSeq and is a predicted model, not a curated record. Gene Ontology annotation, cellular component: membrane.